Molecule: messenger RNA, 879 nt
Organism: Canariomyces notabilis
Lineage: Eukaryota; Fungi; Ascomycota; Sordariomycetes; Sordariales; Chaetomiaceae
Product: TPR-like protein
Exons: 4
Coding region: 1-879 (292 amino acids)
Biological process (GO): intracellular protein transport; SNARE complex disassembly
Cellular component (GO): SNARE complex; vacuolar membrane
Molecular function (GO): soluble NSF attachment protein activity; syntaxin binding
Source: RefSeq, a predicted model, not a curated record
AUGGCGCUCGAUCCGCGUGCACUUGAAGAGAAGGCGAGGAAAUCCCUCCAGAGCGCAUCUGGGGGUUUCAGCUUCUUCAGCAACAAGGAAGACAAGCUUCAGCAGGCCGCCGAUUACUACGUCCAGGCGGCGAAUGCCUACCGGAUGCAGAACAUGAAUAAGGAAGCAGGUGCGGCCUUUGAGGAGGCUGCCAAGAUCAACGAGGAGAGGCUGAACGAGCCGGACGAGGCCGCUAAUAUCCGGGUGGACGCCUUCAAGGUCUAUAGGAAAGACGACCCUGAGCGUGCCGUGAGCUGCAUGGACAAGGCCAUCCUGAGGUACACGACCAAGGGGAACUUCCGCCGGGCCGCAUCUCACAAGGAGAACGUGGCCGAGCUGAUCGAGGUCGAAUUGCACGAUCGCAAGAAAGCCAUGGGAUACUAUCAACAAGCGGCCAAGUGGUACGAGGACGACGGUGCCAAAGCCCUGGCAAACAAGCUCUGGCUCAAGGUGGCGGACAUUGCAGCGCUCGAAGGCGAGUACUACAUGGCCAUUGAGAACUUUGAGAAAGUGGCCGACUCAUCACUCGAUAACCACCUGAUGAAGUACUCGGUCAAGGACUACUACAUGAAGGCAGGAAUCUGCAUCUUGGCUACCAAGGACCUUGUUAGCGCGCGCCGUAACCUGGCCAGAUACAAAGAGAAGGACCCUUCGUUCGCCAGCCAGCGCGAAUGCCAGCUCCUAGAGAACCUGAUCGAGGCCAUUGAAGCCGGGAACCAGGAGAUGUUUACCGAGAAGCUGUACACGUAUGACCAGCUGAGCCGACUCGACAAAUGGAAGACGGAGCUUUUUGUGAGGAUCAAGAAUCAGAUUGAGGAGGCCGACAAUGAGUUUUCAUGA